Molecule: messenger RNA, 1138 nt
Organism: Ostrea edulis (European flat oyster)
Lineage: Eukaryota; Metazoa; Mollusca; Bivalvia; Ostreida; Ostreidae
Product: dynein light chain Tctex-type 1
Exons: 5
Coding region: 145-486 (113 amino acids)
Biological process (GO): microtubule-based movement
Cellular component (GO): cytoplasmic dynein complex; cytoplasm
Molecular function (GO): dynein intermediate chain binding
Source: RefSeq, a predicted model, not a curated record
ACCCGUUGGAGUUACGUCCCUUAGAAUGACGAAUUCUCGCUUGGUACGAGAUUCUGCGUGGUAUUUUGUUGUCAACAGAAACAGGACAGCAAGACAGUUCUUGCCUUAAAAACAGAGGCUUCUAGAGUUAUUGUGUCAGUAAACAUGGAUGAAUUUCAAACUGGAGAAGAGACUGCGUUUGUCACAGAUGAAGUUACGAACAUAGUGAAAGAGGCUAUUGAAGGAACCAUUGGUCCAAAUGCUUACCAACACAACAAAGUAAACCAGUGGACAUCAAAUGUAGUGGAACAGUGUUUAAAUCAGCUAACAAAAUUAGGAAAGCCAUUCAAAUAUAUAGUUACCUGUGUAAUCAUGCAGAAGAAUGGCGCUGGUUUGCACACGGCCAGCUCCUGUUUCUGGGAUAAUGGCACUGAUGGCAGUUGCACAGUGAGAUGGGAGAACAAAACCAUGUAUUGUAUAGUUAGUGUGUUUGGCUUGGCGAUCUAAGAAGGGGGAAUAACUAUUGAAGGGAAAUUAACUUUGUGACACAGAACUUGUGACUGUUCAUAGAACAACAAACCAAUGUGACAGACUUCCAUUUUCAUUCCUUUAGGUCUUGAAGGCAUGGACCUGCUUCAGCAUUUGCUUUAAAGCAAAGUACUUCAUUUUCCUUAUUAUAAUAUUUACACAUGUGAAUGGUCAUAGGUUUUCUAAUUCAGCUGUAUCAAAUAUUACAGGGUUUUAUUUCCUCUUGUUUUGGCAGUCAUAAUACACUCUUGUCGAUUUUUUUUCUUUUCCAAUAAAUUAAUGCAAAUUAAUACAUAUCCCAGUGUGGGAUCAUGUAACUAACAUCAGAAAAUUCUAGGUGAAUUAAUUUGUAUGGCAGUUCUUUUCCCCUCAUUUAUUCUUCAAGGAAGAUGCCUCUGUGAUAUACCUUUAUCAAUUUAUAUUAUUAGUCUCUCUCAAGAUUCAAAUUCAAAGAUAUGUGUUACUAAUAUAUAUUGUAAAGUUUAAAUGAUUUCGUAACUUGGUAGGUCAGACAACAAAGGAACAUGUCUUAAUUUGUUUUAAGUAUAUUUGAUAUAUUUAUUCCAUCAAUUGUACAUACUAUAAUAUAUUGUGCUUGUAAUAGAACAUAUUAAAACUGUGUUCAGACCAA